Messenger RNA from Mangifera indica (mango), 1785 nucleotides. RefSeq lists its product as uncharacterized. Bases 1 to 1785 code for a protein of 594 amino acids. The record is from RefSeq and is a predicted model, not a curated record. The transcript has 7 exons. Lineage: Eukaryota; Viridiplantae; Streptophyta; Magnoliopsida; Sapindales; Anacardiaceae.
AUGAAAAAGGAAAAGCAAGAGGCACAAAAAAGAAAAUAUGUACCAGCAGGUGCUAUGGCCUCUUAUUUGAGAAAAGAUAAACAAAAACACCACAUGUCACAACAAUCAAUUGAAGAGCAACAAGUUUCAAUUAGUCUUCGCCAAAAGUGUAAGGAACCACCAGCAGCUCUAGUUGGACAAUCACAAAAGGCUAAAGGUCAAUCAGAAAAAAGCAAGGAACAUCCUGAAAUUUCAGUUAUACAACAACAAAUUAUGCAGCAACAGUUCGUCAAUCACCGUAUAAAUAUACAUUCUCAACAAGAGACAUAUGACUUAGUGGUGGAGGAACAAGUUGAAAAGCAUAAUCAAUUGCCUAAAAGUUCAAUUCAGGAGAGAAAGAAGCAACCAAGUCCAAAGAAGAAUGGGCAAAGAAUAGCAUUAUGUCCAGCUGGAUCAUUGUCAAGUUAUUUCAAAUUGAAAAGUCGCAAAGAAGUUCAAGGGCAACAAUCAUGUGAACAUCAAGAAAACGAAGAGCAUUUAGAGGAAGUGAUUAGGGAAGAACAAACUCCUCCUAAUUAUCAUUCUUUUCAUAAUGAGCAUCACCAAGAGAGUAUGAUGGAGAUUAAUGAAGACUACUCCUAUGAUACUACAAUUCAAUCUGACGAUAAUCAAGUUCCCGUUAAAAAGAAAACUAGGGGUCCAACUCUCAUGAAAGAGAUCCAACUUAGGAAAUUUGAAGAUCGCAAGCCAAUUAUGUUAAAUGCUCACAACCAGCCCAUAGGCCCUGAUGAAGAAACAUUAACUGAAUUCAGAAAUUUUCUUGGUACGGUGGCACGAAAUCAACAACUUGCUCCAUUAAAUCAUACUAAUUGGUCGAAGAUGCCAUCAAAGGAUCAAAUUUGGGAAUAUGUUAAUAGAAUAUAUAUUCUUCCAAUAGCAAGUAAGAAAUGGGUGAUGAAUGCAAUUGGAGAUGCAUGGCGAACACACAAAUGCAAAGUAAAGAAGACUUACUUUAAAAAAUAUGCAACUGAUGAAGAAAGGAUGAAAAACCGUCCACUAGAGAUUUCAGAACUAAUUUUUAAGGAGCUUCUUCAAUAUUGGAAUGAUGAAGAUGUGCAGAAAAUAGCUAAUAUCAAUAUUGAAAAUCGCAAAAGACAACAUGAUAUGCACACUACUGGUCCAAAAAGUUUUGCCAGUAUCUACCAUAAUUUGCAAAAUUCCAAGGAGAACAAAGAACCUCCUACCAAAGUUGAAAUGUAUCUAGCUACUCGGAAAAGAAAAGAAGGACGUGCAUAUCAAGAUGAUAACAGUAUUAGAGAAAAAAUAGCUCGAAUUGAAGAGUUGCAAUCCCGAGGAGAAAGUGGUGAAAUGUUGGAAGAAGUUAUAACUGAAUUGGGGCAAGAACGACCUGGUCGUGUGUUAUUAAUGGGGAGAGGUGUUACACCAAUUGACUUGAGAGGAAAAGGACCAUCAAAGGAUAACUAUAAACUUCCAGAGGAGUGCAUUGAAUCCAUAAAAUCAACAUUGGAAAAAGAAGUAGAGGAGAAGUUAGAAGCAGAAAGGGCAAUAAUUGCCCAAAUGAAAGAAGAAUUAGAAGUUGAGAAGGAAAAAAUGACUAAAGAAAUUACUGAAAUGAAAGAAAAGAUGGAAGCUGAAAGUGCAACAAUGGCACAACAGAUCUUGUCAGUGCUUGUGAAUCAAAUAGCACAAGUUAACCCAACUAUGAAUGUGGAUGCACUUGGUUCAUUGAUUACAGGACUUAAUUCACUUCAAGGUGGUUCAACUGUACAAAACAACAAAAGGUAA